CACUGAAGCCAGACUCCGCAGAAGCGACUGGCAGCGAGUACCAGAAGCGCUCGCGAGUCUUCAGCUCGCGCGAAGAUUUUUCCACGGGACGUGGUGUAGGCUGAGGGCGCGGUUUCUAUCCUGACUGAAGCUGAGAAUUGGGGCCGCGGCGGAGAUGGAAGGCGGCGCGGAAGGCCGCACGGCCAGCGCGCUUUUUGCGGGUUUCCGGGCCUUGGGGCUUUUUAGCAAUGAUAUUUCACACGUGGUGCGGUUCAGCGCGCUGAAGCGCCGGUUCUACGUAACGACCUGCGUGGGCAAGAGCUUCCACACCUAUGACGUUCAGAAACUUAGUCUGGUGGCAGUAAGUAAUUCUGUUCCUCAGGACAUCUGCUGUAUGGCAGCUGAUGGGAGGCUAGUCUUUGCUGCUUAUGGGAAUGUUUUCUCUGCAUUUGCCCGUAAUAAGGAGGUAGUACAUACCUUUAAAGGUCAUAAGGCAGAAAUCCAACUUUUGCAACCUUUUGGAGAUCACAUUAUCUCUGUUGAUACUGACAGCAUUCUUAUUAUUUGGCACAUAUAUUCAGAAGAAGAAUACCUGCAAUUGGCUUUUGAUAAAUUAGUUUUCAAAAUUUCUGCAAUUUUGCAUCCAAGUACCUAUUUGAAUAAAAUACUUCUGGGCAGUGAACAAGGAAGCCUGCAGUUGUGGAAUGUUAAAACCAAUAAACUUCUAUAUACAUUUCCAGGGUGGAAAGUUGGAGUGACAGCUCUUCAGCAGGCACCAGCUGUGGAUGUUGUUGCUGUUGGUCUUAUGUCAGGUCAAAUUAUCAUUCACAACAUUAAAUUUGAUGAAACAUUAAUGAAGUUUCGUCAAGACUGGGGACCCAUUACUUCAAUUUCAUUUCGCACAGAUGGUCAUCCAGUAAUGGCAGCUGGAAGCCCAUGUGGCCACAUUGGACUCUGGGAUCUAGAAGAUAAAAAAUUAAUCAAUCAGAUGAGAAAUGUACACUCUACAGCAAUUGCUGGACUGACGUUUCUCCAUAGAGAGCCGCUUCUUGUCACAAAUGGUGCUGACAAUGCUGUCAGGAUAUGGAUAUUUGAUGGUCCUGCAGGUGAAGGCCGACUUUUGAGAUUCAGAAUGGGACAUAGUGCUCCUCUUACCAGUAUCAGAUAUUAUGGACAAAAUGGACAACAGAUUCUAAGUGCAAGUCAAGAUGGAACUCUUCAGUCAUUUUCCACAGUACAUGAAAAAUUCAACAAGAGCUUGGGACAUGGAUUAAUAAAUAAAAAGAGAGUCAAACGUAAAGGACUUCAGAAUACCAUGUCAGUAAGACUUCCACCUAUCACAAAGUUUGCAGCUGAGGCAGCUCGUGAGAGUGACUGGGAUGGUAUCAUUGCUUGCCAUCAAGGUAAGCUAUCCUGCUCAACAUGGAAUUAUCAAAGAUCUACAAUAGGCUCUUACUUUCUCAAGCCAAAAGAAUUGAAGAGAGAUGACAUCACUGCAACAGCAGUGGAUAUAACUUCUUGUGGGAACUUUGCUGUAAUUGGCCUCUCCUCAGGAACUGUAGAUUUGUAUAACAUGCAGUCUGGAAUACAUAGAGGAAGUUUUGGCAAGGAUCAAGCUCAUAAGGGAUCUGUUAGAGGUGUUGCAGUAGAUGGAUUGAACCAGUUAACUAUUACGACUGGUAGUGAAGGACUACUCAAAUUCUGGAACUUUAAAAGCAAAGGUUUAAUCCAUUCUGUGAGCCUUGAUUCAUCUCCAAAUAUGAUGCUGCUACAUAGGGACAGUGGCAUUUUGGGACUCGCCUUGGAUGAUUUCUCCAUUAGUGUUCUGGACAUAGAAACUAGGAAGAUUGUCAGAGAGUUUUCUGGACACCAAGGCCAAAUAAAUGACAUGACUUUCAGUCCUGAUGGUCGUUGGUUAAUAAGUGCUGCAAUGGAUUGCUCUAUUAGGACUUGGGACCUUCCAUCCGGGUGCCUUGUAGACUGCUUUUUGUUGGACUCGGCUCCUCUCAAUGUUACUAUGUCCCCUACUGGAGACUUUUUAGCAACUUCCCAUGUGGAUCACCUUGGAAUUUAUCUAUGGUCCAAUAUUUCCCUGUAUUCAGUUGUCUCAUUACGACCACUUCCUACAGAUUAUGUCCCUUCAGUAGUGAUGCUUCCUGGUAUUUGUCAAACCCAAGAUGUAGAAGUAUCAGAAGAAAAUGCAGAACCAAGUGAUGAAAUGUUAGAGUAUAGUUCACCAGAACAGCUGAGUGAGCAAUUAGUCACUCUGUCACUUCUCCCUGAAUCACGGUGGAAAAACCUUCUUAAUCUUGAUGUUAUUAAGAAAAAGAAUAAACCAAAGGAACCACCCAAAGUACCCAAAUCAGCACCAUUUUUUAUUCCAACAGUUCCUGGCCUUGUACCCAGAUAUGCUGCACCUGAACAAAAUAAUAAUCCCCAGCAGUCUAAGGUGGUAAACCUUGGAAUCCUGGCUCAAAAAUCAGAUUUCUGCUUGAAACUUGAAGAAGGAUUGCUAAAUAAUAAGUAUGAAACUGCUCUCAACCUUCUAAAAGAAUUAGGCCCAUCAGGAAUUGAAACAGAGCUGCGAAAUUUGUCUCCUGAUGGUGGUGGGUCUAUAGAAGUUAUGCAGAGUUUCUUGAAAAUGAUCGAGAUGAUGUUGGAAAGGAAGCGUGACUUUGAGUUAGCUCAGGCAUACCUUGCAUUAUUUCUAAAGUUACACCUUAAAAUGCUUCCUUCAGAACCAGUACUCCUAGAAGAAAUGACAAAAUUAUCAUCACAGGUGGAAGAAAAUUGGAUUCAUUUACAAUCACUCUUCAAUCAGAGCAUGUGUAUUUUAAAUUAUAUCAAGAGUGCUUUGUUAUAAACUUAAGUGAUUAAAGAAAUCAAAGACAUGUAUUAAAUGGGUUCAGUUGAACUCAUCUUUGUUUUCCAGGUUUAAUGUGAUAAGUGCUAGCACUACUUACCUCGUCAGUAAUUCUCUUUUAAAUCAGAAUGCUUUCUUGAAAUAAAAUUAUAUCUGCCUUUUGUUUUGAAGAUCUAAAGAAUCUACUCAAAUGACUUGUUUUGUUUUUGUUUUUUUAUCGCUACCGGGGAUCAAACUCAGGUCCUUGAGCUUGCGCAGCAGGCGGCAAAACCACUGAGCUAAAUCCCCAGCCCUCAAAUGACUUAUUUUGAAUCUUUUCAAAUUAGUUGUGUAAGAAUUUUUGAUUGUUAUUACCAGCACAUAUUUUUGAGUAUGUUACAGAUAAGAGAUGUCUGCAUGUUUAGUGUGAAGUAGUGCUGAACUACAUUGAAGAUACCAGAUAAAACAUCUAUGGUAUAAAAAUCCGUAUGAUAUGAAGAUAAAAGUUUUUUUCCUUCAUGGCUUUUGAUGAAGGCAAGUUUUAAAAGUGGAAGUCAGAUCAGAUGUCUUCUGGUAUGCCCUUCUUUUUUUUUGGUACCAGUAAUCAAACUCUGGACCUUGUGCUUGCCAGGCAGGUGGCGGAACCACUGAGCUAAAUCCCUGGCCCAGUUAUGCCCUUCUGUGCAGAAGAGUUAGGAUGAGGUCAGCUGGGAUCUCUGAUGAUCUAACUUUCUAACAUAGGUCUGUUGUUCUCUCCAUUGUGUUCUGAAGGAAAUUGUUCUUGGAUCAGAAAUGUGAGAGGCGCUUGCCCAUCUGAGGUAGACUGCUGUAGGAAAAGGUUGAACAGAUACCUAGGAUAACCAGGGGGAAUUCCAAAUUCCACUAAAGGGUGUCCUUCACAGAUUUUUCUUUCUUUACUAAUGACUUGUUUAUUUGGGAAGAAACUGACUACCUUUCUCUCACAGAUGUUGUGAAACACAGUAGCUCUGGCAGUUUUCUCUUUUCAGAUCAUUUUCUUUUUUGUGGUUCAAUUCUGCAGCAGUGUGUAAGUGAAAAAUGAGCAGUUCUUAAAAAUACAGAGUUUUAAAAACUGUUUUUAGUUUCUAAACUCAAAUGUUGUUUUGCUCCUAAAAUGGAGCUGGCUGGAUUUGGAAGGCAGCUUUGCUCACCAUUGUUAACAUCAACGUAAACUAGCUGGAUUUGAUCACUGAUAUUCUUGAUCAACAUUAGGAUAAAAGAGUUUACAAACUGAUUUACAGACAAGGACAGUCAUUAAAAAGAGUUGGCCAAUGAGAAAUUUAAUAUUAAAACAUUUUUAUUUAAAUAGCAUAUGGUAGAAUUAGUUAACUAAGGAAAUAAACCAAUCUGGCUUUAUACUCGUUUACUUUCAAAAAUGUAUAUCUCAAUUUAUUAAGCCAUAGAUUAAAAUGUUAGUAAUAAAUUAAGUUCUGACUUUAAAACUGUACUGUAUUUUCCUUUGUCUCAAAUACAGUGAAGAUAAGGCAGAAAUUUAGUGCAGACUCAUGUACCUUAUAAACAUUAAAUAACAACAACAUAAGAACUGUGAACUAAAAUUGUAUUCCUUUUUUAAAUUAUGAACUGAAUUUUCUUGUCUUUCAAAUGAAUAUAGAGUUGAAAAUGUUAUUUUUAUUGACAAUAUCUUUAGGUAGUAUUUCCACAUUAUUUUAGCAGGUAUCCCUUCCAGAACCUUUCCUGUGUGUUUGCCAUCAAGGGACAGAGCCAGAGAUACAUAAAAGUAUAAUUGUGUGUCUGUAUUUUUCUUAAAAUGUCAUUCUGUGCAUACUGCUUUAUCUUUAAGUUAAAUUUUAAAUUACACAUGUAAUAUAUGACUAAUUUUAUUGUAAAAAGAUCAGUCAAGUUUUUUGACAAGUAUAAAAUGUAUAGUUUGAGAUUUUACUCAAAGAUAUGUUUUUCAUUCUGCAACUUGUUUUUCCUACUUUUAUUGCAUUCCAUUCACAUUUAACUAAUCUCUUUAUUUUUGCACCCUGUUUCACACUUUUGCCUAUAAUGGAUGCUUAAGUGGUUCACCUUUUCUCUCCUUUAAUUGUAAACAGUGCUGAAGUGAACAUCUUAUAUAAUGAGUCUUUAUGCAACUAUAAGGAUUCCUCUCUAGUAUAUAUGUUUAGAGUUUGAAUUGUUUGGCCAGAAGACAGUUUUAAUUUGAAGAGAUAGUUUUAGUUGGCUUCCAACGUGGCUAUAGGAAUAUAUAGUUUCCCUCAACGAAUGAGUUCCUGCUUUGUCAUAUGAUGGACAUUUGAAUUAGAUCUUUAUAAUUUUUAUUAACCUCAUAAGUGAAAAAAUAUUGUAUUCAAAAGUUCUGCACACUGGUAAGGGUGGGCAUCUUUUUAUAUAUUUACUUUUUAACUCAUGGAUUUUAAGCUUUCAUAUAACUCAGUUACUGAUCUUUUUAUAUCUAUUGUGAAUGUUUCUCCCAGUCAGUCUGCUUGUCUGACUUAGUUUCCCUUCUAUAGAUUUUUUUAUAUUUUUAUAGUCAAAUUGAGAAAUUUUCUUAUUACAACAUAUAAAGUAAGUCCUCUUUUCUAAGAGAUUUAUCAUGUGUUUACAUGUUCAUUUCACAGUUAUUUGUAUUUCCUUCUAAGAUGAGCAUCAGUGUGAGUGGUUAAUGUCUAUAUCUAUAUCUGUAAUUGAUUUAUAUGAAGAAGUUGAGCUAUAGACCUACCUUUAUAUUCAAGUCUAUUCAAAACUUAUUCCCUGGAAAGUUCUUUUGUCUCUAAUAUGAACUGCAACUUCAUUAUGUACUACAUUAUUUUAUUGAGCUUUUUGAUAUUUCUAAUAAAUAGUGUAUUAAUUUGA
This is a messenger RNA of Heterocephalus glaber (naked mole-rat), 5656 nucleotides long. It is a transcript of the gene Wdr36, whose product is annotated as WD repeat domain 36. Gene Ontology annotation, molecular function: protein binding. NCBI's taxonomy places the organism in Eukaryota, Metazoa, Chordata, Mammalia, Rodentia, Bathyergidae. Gene Ontology annotation, cellular component: small-subunit processome; Pwp2p-containing subcomplex of 90S preribosome. Gene Ontology annotation, biological process: rRNA processing. The record is from RefSeq and is a predicted model, not a curated record.